AUGCUGCGUCGUUCGCUCUGCCGUCUCGGGCUGAGCCGGGCCUACCCCAUUAUCGAUCACACCUACGACUGCGUCGUUGUCGGCGCGGGGGGCUCCGGGCUGCGCUGCGCGAUGGGCGUCGCCGCCUCGGGCUACGACGUGGCCUGCGUCUCCAAAGUCUACCCCUCCCGCUCCCACACCAUCGCCGCGCAGGGCGGCAUCAACGCCGCGCUCGCGAACUGCGAGGAGGAUGACUGGCGCUGGCACGCCUACGACACGAUCAAGGGCUCCGACUGGCUCGGCGAUCAGGAUGCGAUCCAGUACAUGUGCCAGGAGGCCGCCUCGGUGGUGUCGGAGCUGGAGAGCAUGGGGCUGCCCUUCCUGCGGACCCGGGAUGGGUUUAUCUACCAACGCGCCUUUGGCGGGCAGUCGAUUCACUAUGGCGGGAAGCAGGCGCGGCGGACCUGCGCGGCGUCCGAUCGCACCGGCCACGCCAUGCUUCACACCCUUUACGGCCAGUCCUUUCAGUACGGCGUGAACUUCUUUAAUGAGUACUACGCGCUGGACCUGAUCAUGGAGGAUGGGUGCUGCCGUGGUCUGAUCGCCAUGAGCAUUGACGAUGGUACUAUUCAUCGCUUUAAGAGUAAGUACACGGUGUUAUGCACGGGCGGUUAUGGCCGCGUGUAUUUCACCACCACCAGUGCCAAGAGCUGCACCGGCGACGGUACCGCCAUGGUCGCACGGGCGGGCCUCCCUUCCGAGGAUUUAGAGUUCGUGCAGUUCCACCCGACGGGAAUUUACGGCCCCGGUGUGCUCAUCACGGAGGGCUCGCGUGGUGAGGGCGGUUACCUCAUCAACAGCGAGGGGGAGCGUUUUAUGGAGCGUUACGCGCCCAAGGCGAAGGAUUUAGCGAGCCGUGAUGUCGUCUCACGGGCGAUGACGCUAGAGAUCCUCGCCGGCCGCGGCUGUGGGCCGAAGAAGGACCAUGUCCUACUGCAACUCCACCACUUGGACCCGGAGACGUUGCACAAGAAGCUGCCGGGCAUCUCGGAAAGUGCCCACAUCUUUGCCGGUGUCGACGUCACGAAGGAGCCGAUCCCGGUCGUGCCCACCGUUCACUACUCCAUGGGCGGCGUGCCGACGCAAUGGACUGGAGAGGUGGUGAGCCCGCGAAACGGCGACGAUGACGCCAUCGUACCCGGGCUGCUGGCGGCCGGCGAGUGUGCGUGUGCGAGUGUGCACGGGGCCAAUCGCCUUGGCGCGAACUCGCUGCUCGACAUCGUUGUAUUUGGGAAGUCAUGCGCGAACACCGUGAUUUUCAACCUUACCAAGGAGAAACGCAUACAGCCCGACCUGAGACCGGACGCCGGCGAGUCUUCCAUUGCCGACCUCGAUCGAAUUCUACACAACAAGGGUGACAUCCCCAUCGCGCGAAUCCGGGAACGCAUGAAGGAGACAAUGGCCCUGUACGCUGCAGUAUUUCGCACCGAGGAGAACCUCGCGAAGGGCAAGGCCAUCAUUGAGGAGUGCUACCGGGACUUUAGCCACGCGCUUGUGCAUGACAAGUCGCCUGUGUGGAACAGUAACCUGAUCGAGGCCCUGGAGCUGAGGAAUUUGCUCACGAAUGCUCUGCUAACCGUUACAGGUGCGUUGGUGCGGAGGGAGAGUCGAGGUGCCCACGCACGCGACGACUACCCCGAGCGGGAUGACGCUAACUGGAUGAAGCACACUCUUGCGUACCUGGACGACGCAAAGGGGACCGUCCGAUUAGCUUACCGUUCGGUGCACACAUAUCCGCUAACCAAUGAAAUUGACUACGUACCACCGGCCAAACGUGUUUAUUGA
Molecule: messenger RNA, 1824 nt
Organism: Phytomonas sp. EM1
Lineage: Eukaryota; Euglenozoa; Kinetoplastea; Trypanosomatida; Trypanosomatidae
Source: the annotation of a GenBank genome assembly